Molecule: messenger RNA, 4084 nt
Organism: Pectinophora gossypiella (pink bollworm)
Lineage: Eukaryota; Metazoa; Arthropoda; Insecta; Lepidoptera; Gelechiidae
Gene: Dna2
Product: DNA replication ATP-dependent helicase/nuclease DNA2
Exons: 22
Coding region: 127-3984 (1285 amino acids)
Biological process (GO): replication fork reversal
Cellular component (GO): cytoplasm
Molecular function (GO): helicase activity; 5'-flap endonuclease activity
Source: RefSeq, a predicted model, not a curated record
UGGUCAAAUUUAAAAAUACGACAGCUAUGUAGCGCGGGAUUUUUACCCACUUGUGAUUUGCCUUACAGUUUUAUGCUUUUAUUAUAAUUCGUGAACUCUUUCUGAUCAUGCAAAGUGCAGUACAAGAUGCCUAAAAUAUUGAGUCUAAAAAAGUCUCAACAGGCUGCUCCUCCGAAGAACCAAAAACCCAUUACGCAGUUUUUCAAGCAGGCCAAUGCAACUGCCUCGCAGAAUCCGAAAAAUGUUCCCGCUAAAAGCCAGUCUUCCCAAGUAAAUGGAGUGGAGAAAACAUGUAUCAAAAGAAAGGCAUCUUCGCCAGUAAUCUUAGAUAGCAUGGAAUUUGUUGGUGAUGAUUGCACCGAUAAUGAUUUAAGUACGAAUUCUAGACAGGAUAAUAGGGUAUACACUUCAAAAAAGCUUAAAUGUAAUGCUGAUAGUACACAAAAGUCUCCUUUAAAGAAUGGAUUGAUUAAAAAGUCACCAAUGAAGGAAAAUCACGGCAGGAUUCAACUGUCUCCUAAGAAAAAUGAUGAUCUUAAUGCAAAUAGUGAAGAUUCUCAAAAUAGUAAAAUGGGAGUAAAAGAUAGAUUGCCACUGACUCCUAUAAAAAUUACAGCAAAUAGAGAUGAAGGAAAUAAUAGUCAAAUAAGCUGUAAUAGUGCCAGUGAUCAUAAAUCAAGCUGUAUAGAACAAGACAAUCAUGUUGAAAAAAAAAUUACUCCUAAAAAGAUUUUACAAUUUGAUGACUGUGAUAAAGAUAUCAAAAAUGAUAGAACCCCAAAGAAAAGCCCUGCAAAAGUUGGAGAACUGCAAACUGCCAGAAUAAUUUCUUUAAGAACUCCUGAUAAAGUUGGUCACAAUGAGCUGUCUCCAUCUAAGAGUGGCUCCACUGUUAAAACCCUCGAGUUCAGUCCUGGAACUCUUGACGGGUUUGGUGACCAGUGGGAUUUUGAUGAUGUUGCUGAGGAUUGUGCUGAAGACUUGGACCUGUCAAUCAUGCAGAGGUGUGAAGUACUGUCGGUGACACAGCAUCAGGGCAGACUGGAACUCAGACUGAAGAAUGCCAGCAGCAACAGGGGCACUUGCUAUGUUGAAGGAGUAUGGCUAGACACGCCGAUAUCUCCCGGCGAAGUGAUCAGUGUGAUCGCCUCUCGCAACUCCUCUGGUCAGUUCUACGUGGGCAACGCUGCAGGGCUGAUCUCCUUACGACCCGACCACCUGAUGUCGUCCACCAGUGUCGUCGCCGGGGUGUUUUGUAAGAGGAAGGCGGUUUUACAAGAGCGAUGGCGGGGAAUAGACGCCGGGAAUAAUGCUAUGACAAUAGGAAUAUUAAUUCACGAGUUAGUGCAAAAAGCUCUCACACAAAACAUCAUGGACUAUGCAAAACUACGCACAGAAGCAGACAGUAUCAUAAAGGAUUCCGUACAAAUGCUCUACGACUCGGGACUUAGUGAAGAAGAAGCGAGCUCUACUAUGCAGAUAUACCUCCAACCAUUGGCUGACUUCAUGCAGACUUAUGUAGCUAAAUCUCCUCUUAGUAAGCAACCACAGAAAGAUCAGUGGAAUGGCCAUAUAGACAAGGUGUUAGAUAUUGAAGAAAAUAUUUGCUGCCCGCAACUUGGCCUGAAAGGGAAAAUUGAUGCUACUUUACAAGUCACUAUACACGACCGCAAAGGUCGCGAACGCAGUACAGUCCCGCUAGAAAUCAAGAGCGGCCGCGCGUCAGUGUCGGCGGAGCACCGCGGGCAGCUGGUGCUGUACAAUAUGAUGCUGAGCCUGCAACGAGGGCAGGACCCAACCACAGCGGCACAGAGCGGCCUGCUACUCUACUUGAAGGAGCGUGUGGACCUCCGCCAAGUGAGCUGCGGUUACCCGGAGAGGCGAGACCUGCUGAUGCUACGGAACCAACUCGUGCGUCACCUUGCCGUUGGACCGCAGGAUAUUGACCCUGAACAAGUAACGGACAUCGAAGAAGCGGUGGGCGUCCUUCAACAGAAGUUGCCAGAGCCGGUGCAUCAUCACAACGCCUGCUCCAAGUGUCCAUACCUCACAAUUUGCUCCCUACAUCUUUGGCACACAGAAGGCCCAAGUGUCUCAGACUCUCAUCCACUAGUUAAACUACGGGAGCAAGCGUUAGGACACCUUACACCUCAACAUAUAGAGUACUUUCUGCAUUGGACGGCGUUGCUUCGUAUGGAGGAGCGAGAGCAGAUGAAAUCCGCGCCUUUACAUGCUCUGUGGACUGACAGUGUCGAGAAAAGGUCAAAACGAGGCACAUGCUCAGCGAAUUUAAAACUAAAAUCAGUAGAAGCAUCCGGAGAUAGAUAUCUUCAUGUAUUUAAUAGACAAGUCAGAGAAAUUGAAACUUUAAAUAGUAAUAGUAAAGCAAUAAGUGGUCCCCAAGAGGGUGAAUUUUCUAUAGUAAGUAUCGACAGUCGACCGUGGAUCGCCGCGGGCGUCAUAGCUGUGGCUAAGGAGAGAGAAAUCGGCAUAAUAUUGGAGAGAGAUCUCAGUCGUAGACUAAGCAAAGACACAUCAUUCCACAUAGAUACGUAUGAAUCGUAUGCUACAACAGUCGCCAAUCUGACAAAUCUUGGCGUUCUGUUGGAAGACAGUGAACGGUCAGCGAGACUUAGAAAAUUUAUAAUAGACAAGGAACCGCCAGGAUGCCGACGUAAAUUGCCUCGUGAAAUAGGUCCACUGGUUCUUGAACUGUUGAAACCUAUGAACAGAGACCAACAGAGAGCUGUGCUGGACGCUCUCUCCGCUCCGGACUACGCAUUACUGCAAGGACUGCCUGGCACUGGUAAAACCCAGACAAUAGGCUUGCUGAUACAGUUGUGUGUUGGACUCAAACAGCGGGUCCUUGUUACUGCGCACACACAUUCGGCUGUCGACACAGUCCUCUCCAGGUUACCAGAAUCAGUUAAAGUUAUAAGGCUCGGUUCCGCGUCUCGCGUGGCAGCGAGUUUGUUACACCGUUGCGAGCAGAACUUGGUUGCCAAGUGCCAAAAUACGAAGGAACUCGAAGAACUGUACGACUCUAUGGAGGUAGUAGGAGUAACUUGCCUAGGAGCGGCGCACGGGAUGCUCGCCCGACGCCGCUUCGACGUGUGCAUCGUGGACGAGGCGACGCAGGUGCUGCAGAGCACAGUGCUGCGGCCGCUGCUGGCUGCUAACAAGUUCGUGUUGGUGGGGGACCCUCGCCAGCUGCCGCCCGUCGUCAGGAGUCGCGCUGCUAGACGUCUGGGCAUAGAAGACAGCUUGUUCCACCGCCUCAUGAACGAGAAUGCAACGACCACGAUGCACCUACAAUACCGCAUGAACCAAGCGCUGACUGAUGUCGCCAACAAAGUGGCUUACAAUGGUAAACUCAAGUGUGCUAGCCACACGGUCGCGCUGGCGAGGGUGGACGUCGACUUCACGAAACUAUUGGAUAAACCGUCGUGGCUGCAAUUGGCUUGUAAUCGAGAGCUAGUUUACGCCGCAAUGUUCAUAGACAUGGUCUCAAUGGACGUAUCUCCCGACAGUGAUAAAACUUGUACUAACAAUGAAGAAGUCUGUGUUGUUAUGGCGUUAGUAGACGCUUUAAUUCAGGGCGGGGUAACGCCAUCAGACAUUGGGAUCAUAGCGCCCUACCGCGACCAAGUGUCGCUACUCCGCCGGGCGACGUCCAACCGGGGUGUAGAGUGCAGCACGGUCGAUCAGUUCCAAGGCAGGGACAAAUCUGUCAUCGUGUUCUCUUGUACUAAGAAAGACGGUCAGGAUGACAGAAAAGUUAAGGAAGGCGAGAUUCUCAACGACCAACGUCGCUUAGCAGUAAGCGUAACUCGGGCAAAGCACAAACUGCUAGUCGUUGGACACUCAAACGCUUUACGACGAUACAUGCCUAUGCAGCGGCUAAUAGAAGCCUGCAGACCACUGCCUUUGGAUAAACAAGCAAUAGAUCAUGUAGUUAAUAAGUAUAAGAAUGAUUUUGUAUGAGACUAUGUAAUUUUGGUACUAAUAAGUGCCUUAUUAAGUUGUGAAGAAUGUACAAUUUUAAUUAUGUAUUUGACUGAAUAUAUUGAUACAGUAUUUUCUA